AUGCUCAACGUUCGCAUCUCCUCUUUACCCCCGGAUCGGCAGACCGCGGCCAAAGAUUGCCGGCGAUGCAUCAAGCGCCGCAUUAAAUGCGACCGGAGUACUCCACGAUGCCGCAAAUGUACCAUUCGCGAGUUUCAAUGCCCCGGGUAUGAUGCGAUUCAACUCAAAUGGGGUCUUGGUGUCACUAGGAUACAGAAGCCGUCCGAAAGGUCAUCGACCAGUCAAUCUAGCACCAACACCAAUGAUGCAGAUAUAUCGAGUGCUGCUCUAGUUCCCAGAGUUGGAGUUUCUCCUGGACGAGAUAUUGUCCCCAGGAUGGAUCAGAACUCUCCAAUAUCAAUAACAAGAACACCAUCGCCGACAAUCGACAGGCCCUUGGUUGAUAGCUAUACAUCAGCCAUUCUAUCGCGGAAUCUGUUCACUCAUUUCAACAUCAAAGUCGCUCCCCGAUUGACAUGGGUUGACCGACCGGACCAUCCAUGGCGCAAAGUCAUCGCACCUCUCGCACAGCGUUCACGAUGUCUUGGUCUCUCAAUCCUCAGUGUCGCAGCAGCCCAUUUAUCAUUCACAUCAUCAAAUAUCCCCUCUGCAACAGCUACACCUCAAAGCAUCAACCACCGCCUCCGUGAUGCAAGUCUCCACAUGCUAAACCAAAAGAUCAACACCGAGCUAGCAAACUACCACUCAACCACCGACCACCUCUCCCGGGACUCAACCUUGAUCGAAAUCCUAGCAACGACAUUAGUUCUUUGCUACGGAGAAAUGCUCAUCCCGCACUCAACAGACUGGAAUCUCCACCUCCACGCCUGUCGCGUCCUCAUCGAGCGAUACACCUGGCGCAACAGACACAGCACACAUCCCAACGCCGCAAUCGACUUUAUCAUCCGGGAAGUCGCCGACAUAGAAGUCUUCCGCAACAUCGGCGCUUUUUCCAUCGAACAACCCUUUAUAACGGACGCCCUCCACCCCCGCUCAAAAUCAAUCCUACUAGACGACUACUUCCACACCUUCACGGGCGUCUUCCGCGAAAUCACCGCCGAAGAAAGACGCCGAUAUACCCUCUCCCAAAAAGUCCAAGCCCAAGAAAAUGCAAACCAAUCACAACCCCCGUCCCCUGCACCAAUCGACAUGGCCCCCUGGCGCGCAAAAGUCGAUCUAGCCCACGCCCGAGCCUCAGCCGAUACAACCCGCCUAAUCACAACGCACGGCACCAACACGCAGAAAUGGAUGCACUCAAUCGUCCGCGCCGUCUACCACGCCAGUCUAAUCUAUGCCUACCAAUCGCUCGCCCCUCUCCCCGAAGCAACCGCCGAAAUAGGGACCUCCCUCCCGAUCUUACUAGCGGAAAUCGAAUUCCUAACCGCCGGCCCGGUACAUAGCUUCUCGCAUGAUAUUUUCGUACCGCUUUUCAUUGCCGGGACGGAAUGCUGGGUUGACCAGGGUAGACAGGAGGCUGUGGAGGGACGGUUUAGGGAGUUGUUAGCGGCGAUGGGGAUUUGGUGUAAUUUUUCGGCGUUGAGGUUUUUGAAGGCUUUUUGGGGGAGGGGGGAGUAUCAUCGGGUUGGGGGGUGGAUUCCUUAUGCGAGGGAGAAUGAGGGUGAUAAUGGGCCUUUUCUUGUUUUUUGA
This is a messenger RNA of Penicillium cataractarum, 1626 nucleotides long. Its product is annotated as Zn(II)2Cys6 transcription factor. The transcript is spliced from 2 exons. Gene Ontology annotation, biological process: positive regulation of transcription by RNA polymerase II. Bases 1 to 1626 code for a protein of 541 amino acids. NCBI's taxonomy places the organism in Eukaryota, Fungi, Ascomycota, Eurotiomycetes, Eurotiales, Aspergillaceae. Gene Ontology annotation, cellular component: nucleus. The record is from RefSeq and is a predicted model, not a curated record. Gene Ontology annotation, molecular function: transcription cis-regulatory region binding; DNA-binding transcription factor activity, RNA polymerase II-specific; zinc ion binding.